Morchella importuna is the source of this 849-nucleotide messenger RNA. RefSeq lists its product as uncharacterized. The transcript has 3 exons. The record is from RefSeq and is a predicted model, not a curated record. The coding region runs from base 1 to 849 and encodes 282 amino acids. Lineage: Eukaryota; Fungi; Ascomycota; Pezizomycetes; Pezizales; Morchellaceae. Gene Ontology annotation, cellular component: mitochondrion.
AUGGGAUUGGAUGGCUUUUUGCAUAUGUUGAUUAUGGAUAACUUCAUCCAUGCGGAUCUUCACCCCGGAAACAUUAUGGUUCGCUUCCACAAACCCGAACCCCCCAGUCUUAUAUCCAGGUUCUCGAUGCUCGUCCCCACUUCCGAGGGCGAAAGGAAUAUAAACAACCACAAAGAAGUUACGGAUGCUGUUCUCUCACGACUAAGCCCCUAUUAUCGAAAUCCAGAAAGGUGGGUAGAAGAAUUGAACCGUCUUGAUGCUGAAGGAUACAGGCCUCAACUCGUGUUUAUCGAUACGGGUCUAGUAACCGAACUUAACGCAAAAAAUCGGCAUAAUUUUCUUGAUCUUUUCCGCGCCGUCGCCGAAUUCGAUGGAUACCGUGCAGGCCACCUCAUGAUUGAGAGAAGCAGGGCUCCUUCUGCCGUUAUUGACAAAGAGAUAUUCGCACUUAAGAUGCAGCAUCUCGUCCUUGCAGUCAAAACUCGUACACUAUCUUUAGGAAACAUCACGAUCGGUGAUAUUCUUUCCGAGGUACUCCAAAUGGUUCGUGUGCACCAUGUGCGUAUGGAGGGCGAUUUCAUCAAUGUUAUAUUAUCGAUCCUACUUCUCGAAGGGAUUGGGCGUAGUCUAGAUCCGGGAAUGGACCUGCUGAAAAGUUCUCUACCCAUGUUGAGAUCUAUUGGAGCUGGGAGCGGUGCAGGUAUCCUAGGAGGUAACGAGGCGGGCAGAGGCGCCGAUUUGAGCUUUUUGAAGGUUUGGUUGGGGCUUGAAAUGAGGCAAUUCUUAAACAACUCGAUAGAAAGUGUGGAGAAUUUGGUGAAGUAUGACUUACUGAGUCCAAAUAUAUAG